Messenger RNA from Bathycoccus prasinos, 2046 nucleotides. RefSeq lists its product as hypothetical. Gene Ontology annotation, cellular component: Golgi apparatus; membrane. The record is from RefSeq and is a predicted model, not a curated record. Bases 1 to 2046 code for a protein of 681 amino acids. Gene Ontology annotation, biological process: response to pheromone; G protein-coupled receptor signaling pathway; transport. NCBI's taxonomy places the organism in Eukaryota, Viridiplantae, Chlorophyta, Mamiellophyceae, Mamiellales, Bathycoccaceae. The transcript has a single exon.
AUGUUCGCGUCGUCGCGUAAAGCUUUACCUUUGCUCUCGUGGUUUUUGUUCAUCUUCAUCGCGUUUCAUCACGUGUGUCAGAAAGCACACGCGAUGAAAGAAUCCACCACGAUUUCUCUCUCCUCGCAAACGCAGAAGCACGAUAUGUUUGACACCUUUGGAUUCGACUCGAAAUCGAGCUCGAUGACGUUUCAGAAAUUAAAAAUGAAAAUUUUAGGCGGAGAAGACUCCGCGACGCCCGCGCGGCUUCCAAAAGUCUACCUGAGUUUGUGUCCUUUGAAUGAAAACGCAAACUUGGCGAACGAGGCAUCUGCAAGCGAUGCGAACGGCGCUUGGUGCGAAGUGAGCGUGGGGAAGUUGAACGAGACGAACGCGUGUCGAUUCGUGGCGUUCGCCGGAGAGGAGGAGGAGGAGGAGGAGGAAGAAGAAGAGGAGGCGAUAGGAGAACGACGAAGGAGAAGCGGUAGGAGAAGAAGUUUACUCACUGGCGGCGCGUAUGGCGAUGGUGAUGACGGGAAUGUGGUGUUUGAAAAAGAAUACGCGCCGAUGCAAAUCAAAGUGAACGAAAAGAAAGUGUACGACAUCGCCUUUUUCACGUGCGAUUCAAAAGGUACAACGAUUGAAAUAGACGUCGCAUACGAGACUUUAAACGGUGGGAAACACCACUUAAGCACCGAGUGGCAACCAGUAGUGAGCGUCUUUUUGUACAUUUUGUUGUGUUACGUGAUUUUCUUCAUGUUGCAAUUGACGCACACGAUGUCGAUGUGCGCUAUAUAUCGCAGUCAAUCCGUCAUAUCCGCGUUGCACUACGCAAUGUGGACGACGCAAGUUAUGCGAAUGAUACAUGUGAGUAUAUCCUUUAAUCAUUUCAAUUACAUCGACAUAAAUGGGACUGUAAAUGAUUCUUUUUAUCAUGGCGUUAUCAUCUGUUCGAGUUUGAAGGAAAUGACGUUUUGGACGUUGUUACUCGCCAUCGGCGGCGGUUGGCGAGUGACGUCAAAUCGAGCGUCGAGAGAGCGGAAGAUCAUCGGUGGUGUGACUAUGUUUAUGAUAUUCACAACUAAUCUAGUCGGUCAGAUGAAUUUAGGCAUACGAACGGUCUAUUUCGUUUACGCUUUGACGUAUUGUGGCGUCAUAUCAAUGACAUUGUAUGUGAGCUCGAAAACCAUACGAACGUUGCACGAGCAACUCGAGAUUUUUCGACGAUCUGGGGCAACCGAGGAAGAAGUUGCCAGAGCGCCCGUGAGAACGAAAGAACGAAUGUACCAGACAUUUUACGUCGCGUUUAUUGUGUUUUGUGGACUCAAAAUUAUGAACCAGAUUCUUUCCACGUAUUUCGAACGCGACCACGCUUGGGUGCAAUUAUUCUUCUCGGAGUUUAUCGAUAUGAUGCUGUGGUGUUUCUUGCUCAUUCUCUUCAGGCCAAAAGACCAGACGUACACGACGUCUUUCCCGGCGAAUGGGUUCGAUCCUUUUGGGUUCGAUGCUUCAGUUCGAGCCGCAGAAAUGGGCGUACAUCCGCGAGAAGGUCUCACGUAUCUUCCGGACAUUUACGUCGCCGAGGUAUCGGCGGCUUCAAAAAUCGAAAGAGAAUUUCUUCACCGAACUAGAAAUGAUGAUGACGUCGUGGUCGCCGGAAUAGCAUCGGACCAAUCGUCCGACUCUGGCGGAGCCUCUCGAUCGUCCACAUCUGUGGAUUCUAUCGAAUUAUCCGCUCGAGGCGUGAUGUCAAAAUCCGCCCCCGCGGAGGAAUCUUCCACCUCCACUCUGAGUUCUCUCGCCGACGGUGGGGCCGACGUCGAACAAGGCCUCGCAUCCCAACAACAUCAGAGCAUCAGAGCUCGAAUGAACGUCUACGUCAUCGAAAACCCACCGACGACAAAAGGAGACGGUGCCCCGCUUUCAGAAUCCAUCGCUUUAGCCAUUAAAAUCGACGACAUCGAAGCGCACCGCGCGCUAGAGAAACGAGAGAGAAGCGUAAAUGAAGCCUCCGCCGCCGCCGCGGUAUUAGAUGAAGAACAAGAAGGGCACGCAGCAGCCGAGUAG